This is a messenger RNA of Podarcis lilfordi (Lilford's wall lizard), 33983 nucleotides long. The record is from the annotation of a GenBank genome assembly. NCBI's taxonomy places the organism in Eukaryota, Metazoa, Chordata, Lepidosauria, Squamata, Lacertidae.
AUGGCGGACAAGACGCCAGGCGGUUCGCAGAAGGCCAGUGCGAAGGUGAGGCCGCUCUUGGGGCCGAGUCGGCGGCUCCGCCUGGUCCGAGGGGGGCAGGCGGGCAAGUGCCGGUGGGUGGGCGCCGAGGGUGGGCGCGGGGAGCCGGCCUGGAGACGCGCGUGCCGCCGCUGCGGGACGUGGUGCGCAGGCGGGCGAGGAAGCGAGCUCGGUUGGCUUCGCGGCCUAGUCUCUCUCCCGCCUCCCAGCUCAGCCGGUGGCGGUGCGAGGGCGACGGAUAGGGGGGAAUUAUAGCGGGGAGGAAGCGGAGCGGCUGCGUCGCCUCCGUUUCCUUACACAUUUUUUUUUUAAAUUCUCCCUUCUCUCCGGGAAAGAGCUGCUUCAGUUUUUUCGUUCUCCCGCUCCUCCGAUGCACCGUCUCUUCGGGGUUUCUUCGGGAAAGGCUGCAAAAACGUGGGGUGUAUAUGGGUCACGAUUCCAUUCUGCAUUGAUUAUUAUUGGGAGUUUAUCUCGGUGUGGACUUUUAACCUCCCCUCCCCAUUUUUAAGGCCUCGUGUGCUUGGAGAGAGAGGUCUGGUGUGUAUGAUCUAGGCUUGUGAGCAUCCCCUCCGCCUCCGAGCCGCAUAAACAUUCAGUUUAUGCAUCCUGGCGAUCAUUUUACUUAGGUAAUAUUGGCACAUAUUUGCGAAGCUGGGCCAUUGAAGAUAUAACAGUGUAGCAGUUUAUUUUGGCUGUUUGUACUGUCCUGCAUUGUCACGAAGGAGAUGCAAUACUUAAAAAUGGCAGAAAUGAUUAAACUGUAGAUCAUUGCUAACAAGGCUGCACAAUUCUCAUGACUGGCUUUUCACUGCAUUUACACACCACAAAGUAUGUUAUAAUGUACAAGGCCUUUUGUUACAUAGGGGAAAAAUAGGGAUAUAGAUUUGAGUGAAAUGGCCCUUCCUUAUUUGACACGUUAAAGCUGUUCUAGAGCAGUUUCUUCCUCCUUACAUGAGUUAUGUUUCAGAAUCUUGUUGACUGAUUUUGUUCCCAAAAAGUUUCUUGUUUUUAGGUGGAGAUUGAAAAUACUUCCCUCGAUUUUCUGCUGCCACCUUAACUGGGUUUCUGGAAUUAAAUUAUGUUUAUUAUAAAGGAGGGUACAGAGGUUAUAGCGUAUGCAUCUUUUAACUUGGGACCAAUUAAUCAUUUUAUUUGUGUACUGCCUUUCCAAAGUUAAAACCAUGCUCAAGGCAGUCUGCAACUUAUAUAUUAAAAAAUCACAUAAUUACAAACAUAACAAAACUAAAAGUAGUCAUAAACAAUAAAUUAAACAUCAAAAGUACACAACCACAUUGAAUAAUGUGUCUUCAGCUAGUUGUUUCCUUAGUCUUUUUAUACAUGAAUUGUUUGACAUAUAUUCUUAUUCAUAUAUUCAUGUAGGUAUUUUUGUUUUGCUUGUAUUUUUGAGGAUUAUGUAUGCAUUAUUGGAGAUCAAGAGAUUGGAGAUCUAAAUAAUGGUAGCCAGUAGACUUCUCUAGAUGUUGAGCUCCCAUCAGCCUCAGCCAGCUUGGCCAGUAGUGGGGUUGACAGAAAUUGUAGUCCAACAAUGUAUUAACUUGAGGCGACCACAUUGGCUAUCCUUGUUCUAAAUCAAGUAAUAAAAUAAUCAGCAGUACUGGGAAAAUGUGGUGUUGUGGCUCUACUUUUUUUAAAAAAAAUUAUAAAGCACCUACUGGUAUAUUUUUUCUAGAUGCUGUACAAAUAUUUAAGAAACAAAUUGUCCAUACCUACACUCUUACAGUUUAACAGACAUGAUACAAAAAAAGAAAAGGAACAGAAAGCAAAGCAAAUUCAGGCACUAGUUUUUUAAUGUUUAAUGAGCAAGUGGAAUGGCCUUCUGAGAGGAGUGUUGCCAGCUCUGCUCCAAGCUCUUAUUACAUUUGCAGGUUAAAAUUUUAAUAUACAAAAAAAGGACUUGGUUCAUUAGGUGCUGCUGGGCUACAAUUCUAAUCAACCUUGACUGUUGGUCAUAAUGACUGGGGCAGAGGGAAACUGUACUUCCAACAUCUGAAGGGCACCAAGUUGGCUACCCCCACGCUACAAUUUGGUAGUGGUGGUGAGAAUCUCCAGUGACUUCAUAAAACAAUCAUUUAUGAAGCAGGGAUUAUUAUGUCUAAACUGACCAAAUGUUGCACAGCAUCCACCUUCUUUCAAGUGAUUUUAGUUGAUGUACUUUCUAUGGGAAAGCAAGUUUUCCUAAAAUAUUGGGACAGUUUGAAGAAAUAUAGAGCAGCGGUGAUUUAAGCAGACUGCACAGUGCAGAAUUGAGUAAAGUAAAGCUUAUUCACCCCAAUUCAAUAACUGUGAAGCUGAAACCCAAGUUUUUUGGUUAACUCUCUUUUCUCCCCACCCUGUAACCUACCCUGCCACAUCAUCUGGCAAACUGCCUUUGAAACUGAACAGUUUCAAAAGUACUGUGUGGUACAGGAUAGGACUCAGCUAUUUCAAGAGGGGAGAGGAUAAUGAAUUUCACUUAUCUAAUGCAAGCCCCUUGUGUGUGUUUGAGCAGCUACCGUAAGAGCGGUAGUCUCGUAAUCUGGGGAACCGGGUUCGAGUCUCCACUCCUCCACAUGCAGCUGCUGGGUGACCUUGGGCCAGUCACACUUCUUUGAAGUCUCUCAGCCCCCUCACCUCACAGAGUGUUUGUUGUGGGGGAGGAAGAGAAAGGAGAAUGUUAGCCGCUUUGAGACUCCUUAAAGGGAGUGAAAGGCGGGAUAUCAAAUCCAAACUCUUCUUCUUCUUCUUUUGGAAUCUCAGCCAUUGCCUGGAAUACGGUCUUCAACUGGAGUAGUUCUGUAGAAAACACUGGCAAGCUCCCCUCCCCCUAAAAUUCUAUCUAUCCAAAUAUUACUUGUACAGUAAAGGAAAUGCAAUAUUCUUGCCUUUAUUUUAAGAGGGAAAGGCUUCCACUUGCAUUGUAUGCAGCUAUUAUUAAGUCCCACAAACAACAAAAUUUAGGCUGUAGUAAAAUCAGUGAAAUUUAGCCUGUUAAAAUCAAUGAGAAAUUGUUACUGAUUGCCAUUUUAAUUGUAUGGGAACGGAACAAUAGUAAUAAUGAUGCAUUGUCUCUGAAACCUGCUUCUUUUCUAGAUACUAAUAAAAUCAAUUUUCUACCAGUGCUUGGCUUUCAAUAAAGUUGGAUAGUUUUUUGUAUUAGAAAAUAAAUUACCAAGUUGUGAUUCAGUUUCAGUUAUUACUUUAUUUCCAGUGUUUACAUAUUUAUUGAAUAAGGAAGUUAGACUGAGGUUCACAAAUGGUUUUCUUCAUAACAUGGCAGAAUAGACUUGUUUAGAGAAUUUGAGGCAAGGAUCCAAUGAACCAUAAAACUCGUUCUGUCUCAAAUAGCAGGUACCUUAAUAAACACUAUAGAGUUCAGCUGAUCAAAACGAAUAGACUAAAAUUGAACCUAGGCAGGUGUUUGGAUCAUAACUUUAUUGCUUUAUUUCGUUGCUUUUUGACCUUUGUGAAUGAAUUUAGCUUUUGAAUACUAAUUUGAGAGAAACCACAUAAUUUCAUUGCAUAAUUUAAUCGACUCCUUUCAAAUCAGUAUUCAAAAGCUAAAUUAUUCAUGAAGGUCAAAAAGAAACAAACAAAGCAUAAAGUUACCAAUUAAAUUCUGCAAUGAAAUUAUGUGGUUUCUUUCCAGGGUCUGAAUAGCAGAUUGGAUUUUGGUCAAUGAAAAUAGGAAGAAUAUAAAAUUUUACUAAAAUGUUGUGUCCUUUAUAGCAAGUGGAUUACGUAUGAGGUAGAUAAAGGAAUUUCUGGAUCAGCAGCUGGAAAUGAAGAUAGUCACAUUGGACUACCUGGAGUAGACAACUUCAGGAUUAUUGCUGAAAAGCCUUACAAAAUGAAGGAAAGUGUUACAUCAAAGAUCCUAGAUGGUGACCACUUUGUGCAAUUAAAAAUAAGCCAGAUUAUUUUGAAGAAUAUUGCCCCUUCUUUUAAAAGUAUAUUGUCCUUUACUUAUAGAACUUGAGCUCAUUUUAAAAUCCCUGGAGUAGAGAGAUGACUGUGUUUUUCACAAUUCUUUUCAGAAUGGUCAAACCUGAGUUUUGAGUUGAUGGUGAAGGUAGUUCAAAAGAAAAUUGAUUAUUUAUGGGUGUAAAAUGUGUUGACAACCAAUUAAAUGCCUGUAGAAUGUAAUUCUUGUAUAUCCUUCAUUUUUAGGCCAGGGUGCCAGACACAACACGUGUAACUGGAUCUCCGGAGAAUCAUGUAAGUCUCAAGGUGGAUGAGCAAAAAUCUUAACAAAACUGUUCCUGUUGUCCCCACCAAUUGAUAUGUAUGAGCUGUUGUCUCUUUAAAAAUGUUUAUUGUUACUUUGGUUCAUUACCUUCCCAAAGUGGGCUUUUUGCCAGUUGUACUACAUGUUGGAUAUAGUACAAUGGCCUGCAGUUUCUUUAAUAUCAUUGUAUACUGUGUGAAUGAGUUUUAAUGUGGUUGAGCAUUUCAAGAAGUGUUCUGUAAAAUGUAUUUUAAAGACCAGGCUCAUUGAUAUAGAUCCUGCUUUGAGAUACGGAUCUUCUCAAAAGCACAAAGUACUUUGUUGUUGUUGUUAAUUAAAUUUGUAUGCCACCCUAGAUCUGAUCUCUUAAUAUAAACUUAAAUUCACCUAAUCUUUGAACCCUUUCCCCAUCCCUUCUAUAGCCUAUGAUUUUUCUACUGUUCUGCCUCCUAGAUCACCAUGUCUUGUUCCCUUGUCUCUUCCCUCUUCUCAAACGUCACUUGGCCUGGAAACCCCCAGCCCUUCCCUACCCAAACAUAUUCGUCUUUCUGUUCUCUCUAUAUUUUCCUGAUAUCUGUCUUGUGCCUUUGACUAACAGGUUUCUCUACCUGUAAGAAUCCUAGUCUUCAGCAUCUCACAGUUGCCUAGCUUGGUUGCUGAUUUCCAGUGGUGCAAAUAACUUCAGUCUUUUCAUAUCCACCCCUUCCCAGGAAAAUGUGGAGUUUUGGGGCAGUGUCACAGGCACAAGCUCUCUGUCUUCCUGGUGCCAGAGGUGUGUGUCCCCUAAGUCCAGGUUCCCCACCUAUAAGAUCCUUCCAACUGUGAGGAGGACUUCUUACUCUGUCAAAGACCUUGGAGAACAGAAAUGUUUUUGCCUGCUGCCUAAAGAUACAUAACAAAGGUGCCAAGUGAGCCUCCCUGGGGAGAGCAUUCCACAAGUGGGGAGCCAUCACAGCACUUUGAAUUGUCAAUGAAUGCAGUCAGGCCAGGAUUGACAUUAUAUGCUCAAAACUCUUGCCCCGGCUGCCGAAGUUUCUGAACUGUCUUCAGAGGCAGCCCCACGUAUAAUGUGUUGCAGUAAUCUAACCCACAGGCUACCAGAGCACAGAUGACAGAAGUUAGGCUAUCCCUGUCCAGAUGGGGACACAUUUCCCCUGUCUCUCUCCCGACAGAGGUCAUCGUACAGGGCAAACAAAACUGUUUCCGUGCCAAAACAGAACCUAAACUGAUUGAAAUGGAUCUAGAAAUUCAGUUUCCUCCCAGAGCACUUCAGGUGUUACUGGGUAAAUGAAUUCAUCUAAAAUCCCAGUCUUAUGACCAAAUUAAUAUUUUUUUCUCUUGCAGCCACUUUUAGAAAGCAAACUUAAAGCAUUUAGUAUUGGCAAGAUGAGUGCUGCCAAGAGAACUUUAAGCAAGAAAGAACAGGAAGAAUUGAAAAAGAAGGUAAUACUUCGGAACUAUUUUAUUAUUAUUUAAUCAGAUGGAUAUGUUCUGCUUAUUGCUGUUACUCACAGAUUAUUGCUGAUAAAACCAGAAGCUUUUAUUUGGAUAAUACUGACUUAGUUUAGUGUUGUUUUUCCUGUUGUCCUCUUAAAAUUGUAUCUUGUUAACAUUUGCUGCCAAAUCUAAAUUGUGCAUGUAGCUGUUUCUCUAAACCAAUGGACAGAUUUCAGACAGAAAAGUUUAGCCCAGUAAGAUGCAAGUUCUAACCAAGAAUAGGUUGGGCUACAGGAUCACUCUUUGCAUCUUGCAUGCAAAUUUCUUCUCAACCCAGUUUGGCUAUUGUGUGUGGUGUUUAUUGUUUUUAAUCCUGGUUAUAAUGAACCUGGGGGGGGGUCCCUUUUUCUAACUGAGUUAUAAAGAAAGUUCAAGAGAAGCAAAUUAGCUAAUUGGGGCUGAACACCCCAGUAUGUCUGCCAUCAGGGACAGGCACAGCAGUAGGCUAUACCAUGUCCUAGUUUUGUAGUCUCAGUUCUUUGUCUCAGUUCUUUGGUUUUGUAGUCUCAGCCGUUAUGUUUCUAAAUAAUCCCAAAUUCUAUCUUGACAUUGGAGUCUUCCCUUUGAAAAGGAAGAUUGUAUCCUUCAUACGCAUAGUUUUAUUUGUAGUCGGUGAUGUAGGUUUUAGAGAAAGUUUUCCAGUGUCAUCACCAAUUUGGAUCUGACUUAACAUGUUUGACUUAGUAACAAGGUGUCCCUUUUUAGUUAUGUUUACUAUUGUGUCCUGGAUGAAUCAAAAGUGUUUCCAGUGGCCAAAGGGAGUAGAAGCAAAAAUACUUAAAUAGUGGAGAAAAAAAGUAAGCUCAUUUAAUGACAAUUAUUUUUAUUGGAAUACUUUUAAGACAAAGCAUCUCAAUAGUGCAGACUUCUUACAUUUAAAUGGAAAAAAUGAAAGCAUGGUUAAAUGACAAUUUCUAACGACUGCCACCUGAAAAAAGUUAAUUACAACUUUGAAGCUAUCCAAUCUGGCCAGUAUUACCAUAUUUUUCGCCCUAUAGGAUGCACUCCAAAAAUGAAGGGGAAAUGUGUGUGCAUCCUAUGGGGCGAAUGCAGGCUUUCGCUGAAGCCUGGAGAGCGAGAGGGUCGGUGCGCACCGACACCUCUCUCUCUCCGGGCUUCAGGAAGCUAUCCGCAAGCCUUGGGAGCCUGGUGCGACUUCCCGCCGGGCUCCCAAGGCUUGCGGACAGCAGCCUGCAGCCCGAAACCUUGUCAGGGCUGGUGGGGGAAGGCUUGCGGAUAGCAGCCUGUUCUGGGGGCUGGGGUCGGGGGAAGCUCAGGCUUCCCCUGCCCCAGCCCUGCGCCUGGAGGGGGAAAUAAUUUUUUUUCUUUAUUUCCCCCCCCCAAAACUAGGUGCGCCCUAUGGGCCGGUGCGCCCUAUAGGGCGAAAAAUACGGUAUAUUAUCUCUAUUUUGCUAUAGAUUUUCCCUUCUCUCAAAGUCUGCUCAUGAAUGCUGAGAUACCUUGGGCAUGGUACAGUGGUGCCCCGCAAGACGAAUGCCUUGCAAGACGGAAAACUCACUAGACGAAAGGGUUUUCCGUUUUUUGAGCUGCUUCGCAAGACGAAUUUCCCUAUGGGCUUGCUUCGCAAGACGAAAACGUCUUGCAAGUUUGUUUCCUUUUUCUUAACACCGUUAAUACAGUUGCGACUUGACUUCGAGGAGCAACUCAUAGACCGCAGUGUACAUAGUAGCCUGAUUUGAGGUUUUUAAAGACUUUGGUGAUUUUUGAAGCUUUUCCAAAACUUCUUUGCAGCCAUUUGGUAAGUUAAGCUUUUAAAACUUUUUUGGGGGGGUUUGGAUUUUGGGUUGGGGUGUUUGGAAUUCAAGGACUUGGUGUUGGGGAGGGGUUUGCAAGAAUCUGGAAGCUUGUGUGUUUUUUUUCUGCAUUUUUAUGAUUUUCUGUGACCAUUGGGCAACUCUGCUGUUUUUUUAAAAAAAUUCUGGGUUUGAAUUUUGAAAUGCUCUUUACAGUAUGUGUGACUUUAAAGAGCACUUAAUAAACUCUUGUUGUACCAAAUUUGGCUUUGUUUGGACUUUUUUUGACCAUAGGAACACAUUAAUUGAUUUUCAAUGCAUUCCUAUGGGAAACCGUGCUUCGCAAGACGAAAAAUUCGCUAGACGAAAAAAUUCGCGGAACGAAUUAAUUUCGUCUUGCGAGGCACCACUGUAUGGGAUAUGUUGUUGGAGGCUGCAAAUAGAGGAAGGACUUAAUGGAAAUCUCCUUCCUUAAACUAAAGGAAGAGCAGUUUAGGAUCCAAGCCAGUAAUGCUAACUUAUAUCUAUGAGUUUCCUCUUCAUGUGGGGAUAAAGUAUAGUGGCAAGAGAAUUUGCAUCCUACACCUUUGUUGGUAGUUCAGGUUAGCAUGGGUACAAAAAUGAAUAAACAAUAUGAAAAUCUCUCAGAAUUAGUAAUUUGCAUAACAUUUUGGUGGUUGUAGGAGGAUGAGAAGGCAGCUGCAGAAAUUUAUGAAGAAUUCCUUGCUGCUUUUGAAGGAAGUGAUGGUAAUAAAGUGAAGACGUUUGUCAGAGGAGGUAUUGUUAAUGCAUCUAAAGGUAAGAUAUGCCACCAUACUACAUAGACUUAUUUAUCAGGAAUAUUUUGAUUACUUAAUUUUUUUUCCUACUUAAAAUGUUUGGGUUUCAAAUUAAGAAAUAUUUCUGACAUAUUUCCUUCUAAUGAUGAAGUACCAUGAAGCACAAUAGUUAUGCCCCGCCCCAAAGCAUGCAUCUCAUUUUGAGAGCCCAAUGGGGCUUUAGACUUGAGAUUUUUGAACAGCAACACCCUGCUUCCCAUGUAAUCUGGCAGAAGAAAAAAAAACCUUUGGAAAGGUGUGCAUUUCUCAGUUUGUGAUAUUGCGGGUUGGGAAACUCUAUUUUAAAGGGGAGAAAGUUAAAAGGCACAUUGCUAGUGUGUUCAAAUAGAAUCUUUCAGUAACUAUUAGCCUGUCUUUCAGAAGAACACGAAACUGAUGAGAAACGAGGAAAAAUCUACAAACCUUCAUCAAGAUUUGCAGAUCAAAAAACCCAGAGCCAGAGCCAGUCAUCUUCUUCUAAUGAGAGGCCUCCAUCCCUUCUAAUAAUAGAAACCAAAAAGCCAGUAAGUUUAGAUUUUGCAGGUUUUUUGUUUCCCUAUAUCUUGUUUUGAAAAUACAUUAAUUACUAUUUUAGUUAUUUAUGCUUUUCAAGUGAAUCGUAUAAAGUGAUGUAGAUGAAAAUUAUGGAAUAAAGCAGAAAAGACAAACAGGAAAUUCCUUUAGUGCCAAACCAUGUUUUGGUGUCAUUUACGAAAAGUGAAAAAGUCAAUAUUAUUAUCAUUAUUUAUUGCAUUUAUUGUUUACCACAUAAAAUAUCUCAAAGUGACUUAUAGUUGUGAAAGCAUAAACAGUGCAAAAUUUAAAAUAACAUCAUUUCUGGUGGUAUUUUAUUUAAGAAACAUUUCUAGAAGAAUGUGCUGUUAUAUUAACUGCUUUGAGAUGUUGAUAAAAUGGUCAUUGUGUGUUCCUGAAUAUUAUUCAACUUGUGUUAUUAGCCUUUGAAGAAGGGGGAGAAAGAAAAGAAAAAGAGCAAUUUGGAGCUUUUUAAAGAAGAAUUAAAACAGUAAGUAUUUGCCUUCAUGUUGGUUCAGAUAAUCAGAUUUUCAGAAUUUGAUUUCUGUUAAAAUGUCAAUAUAGGACAGAUUGGUGAUGAAUAAAUAGCCUAAGUCCUGUUAGUAUAUUGCUUGAAUUUUAGAUGGUGUCUUCUAAUAUUAGCAAAAAUAUUAAUGCCCAGGAAUAUAGUCCUAUAAUCCCAUCUAUAAAGAUUUUUUUAGAAUUUGGAAAUUUGGAAAAUUGCACAAAAUAUAGAAGCAAUAGAAUAUAUAUAUGAAUUAGGGAAGAUCAAAAACCAUACUGAGUGUUCUGAAAAAUCCUGGCUCCUCUUAUUUUAGCCAAGUAAUAAAUAUGGAUCUACAUAAUUGUUCUGUUUUCUGGUGUUUAUAUGUGUUUCUCUUACAAAUGUAGGCUAUUUUAAUUUGUUUUAAUAAAAUAGGAACAAAAUGCCAGUGGAGAUGUUCUUUACAUGCUAUGCUAUGCAUAGAAUGCAGAAUAGAUGAUAUAACUGGCUUACUGUUAAGUUACAUUUUCAUUGAGUAUUAAAAUACAUUUUUUUGUGUUAAAAAGUAGCAUAACUACAGUAUAAUAGACUGUGUCAGAACUGCUGUCAUUCACUUGCACUGAAAUGUUGAAGUAUAUUGUAAACUACUACAUGAAAACGAAAGUUACGUUUUAAAGACUACAAGGCUGGGCCCAUGGGAGUUGUAGUCCAGAGCUCUGGAGGGCACCUGGUUGAAGAAGGCUGCUAUACAUCAAUAAGAUGAAAGUCUCACCUGUGAAAUUUUGAAUUGUGCAUGCAGUUUUUAUUGGGUUGGAUCCAGACUCUUGAAUUUAGUCCCUAUUGAAAUCAGUUAUAACUUAUUUCAUUGAUUGCGGUGGGAUUUAAAUAAACUUAGUCUUGAUCCAGCCCAUUGUAGAUUUGGAGAAAUGGGGAAAGUUGCUCUUGUUUGAAGUGGAAUUACCUUGGGGCUAAACAUGACGACUUGACACAAGGAUAAUUGAACAGUCAUCCUGUGGGACAUUUAUUUUAAAGUAUUUAAAAAUGCUUCAGGCUGUUCUCUGUGUUGAAUUUUUUAAAAUAAAAAAACCCAUUUAACUAUAGCCAUUAGGAUUCCAACCAGUUACCACUUUCAUAAAAUAUCUUCUGUAGAAUUCAAGAAGAGCGUGAUGAAAGACAUAAAACCAAAGGUAGAUUAAGUCGUUUUGAGCCGCCUCAAUCGGAUUCAGAUGGCCAACGCCGUUCCAGUAAGUAGUUAUUAUAAUUUUAUUGUAGUUAUUUAAGUCUACAAAAGCUGUGGAAUUAAUAGGCAUAUUUUGCUUCCCUUAGUGGAUACGCCUUCAAGAAGAAACAGAUCUUCGGGUGGUAAUAAAGUUUCAUAACUAUUGAAUUAAAAUCUUUUGUUAAUGUAAAACUUACACUUUCGAUUACAUCCUGUUUUCUUUUUCUUUUUAGUAUUGGAUGACUAUGCUCCAGGUUCACAUGAUGUAGGAGAUCCAAGUACGACAAAUUUGUACCUGGGAAACAUUAAUCCCCAGGUAAUGAUUGCAGUAAUUGACGUUUGGACCAAUCCUUCCUGUGUUAACUUUAUAUAUAUUCCCAUGUCUGCAGUAUACAAAUAUUAUUGUACAUAUUUAGGAUAGCACUUAGGUGUAUUAAAACCAUUUUUGCUGUACAGUCAUGAAAUGUCAAUUCUCAUUUUACAGCUAGGGAAUUGAUAGAAUCUCUUUGCAUGAAAUUAUCAGUAGCUGAGUAGAGAUUCGAGUUUCGGCCUCUGAGUUCCAGCUUUAUCUGCUGUACUUCGCCACCAUGUAUUCGUUUACAGUGGUACCUUGGGUUACAGACGCUUCAGGUUACAGACUCUGCUAACCCAGAAAUAGUACCUCGGGUUAAGAACAGAACAGAAAUCGCGUGGCAGCAGCUGGAGGCCCCAUUAGCUAAAGUGGUACCUGAGGUUAAGAACAGUUUCAGGUUAAGAACGGACCUCCAGAACGAAUUAAGUUCUUAACUUGAGGUACCACUGUAACUUUUUGCAGAAAGCUGUUCCAAAAAUGGCUUAUAUUCUCAUGUUUAAAUAUAGUGGAAAGUAUGGUUCAAGCUCUAACAACAUGCAUGAGUGAAGAUGCUUCACAAGAACUUUGUUCUGCACUCUCCUGCUUAAAAAGAGAUUGACGGAAUGAGAUACCAACAUUCUCAUGCCAGGCAUAAAAGCCACAGAAAAGAAAAAAAGCUUUGCUUGCCCACUUGCACUUCCCUUUAUCUUUUUUGUUAGUCUUUCUGCUUUAUGGCUAACCUUUCCCCCAUUGAGUCAUUCUCCCCCUCCACCUUCCUGCUGUGUCUGGGGAGGAGUGGCCAAUUGUUUCUCCUCACACAGCCUAGGCUUUUGGACCAGCAUAUAUUUGGCAGAUUUUUCACCAUUCCCAUACCUUGGAAUUAAUUGCAGGAUAAGUGGCCACAUGCUAUGUCAGUGAGCAAGGAAGUAAAUCUGUAUUGCAAGUUAAAGAUACAGCAGAUUAGUAUGUCUUAAAACUAGUUCCAAACUAUGAUUUGGUGCUAUGACAGUGAGCCUUCAAUCUGUGUCUGGCUUAUUCAUGGCCUUCUCAUAACACUUUUACAAUGCCUGGUUCCUUAGCUUCUUUCUUCUUGUGUCCAGUUGAAAGGAAAUCGUUGAAUCACAUUCUGGUUUCUUCCUAUUUGCUAUAGAUGAAUGAAGAGAUGCUGUGUCAAGAAUUUGGACGCUUUGGGCCUCUGGCAAGUGUCAAAAUUAUGUGGCCAAGAACUGAUGAAGAAAGAGCGAGAGAGAGGAAUUGUGGAUUUGUUGCUUUCAUGAAUAGGAGAGAUGCUGAACGUGCGCUAAAGAACUUAAACGGUAAAGAGAGGGUUUCAAAAAAACUUUUGAAAUAUGACAUUUGAGGAAAAGCAUUGGGAGAAGCAAUGCACCUUUUAGUGGAAAUUAACUGGGGCUAGAGGUAUAUUUUCUCUUUCAGUUGUGCUCCAUUGUUUUUUUUCCCCAUUGUGGGGUGCUCUAAAUUUUAGAAGAACCCUUCUGAGCCAACUCAAGCGGAACUAAGACAAAAAAGAGACAUCUUUGCUUUCAUUAAUCAUUCCCUCGUGGGGCACAAAUUAAUAAAAGGCGAAGGCUAGGAGGUAGCAUUGGAAUUUCUUUCAAGAUUCCAGAGUGAAAGAAUCCAGGAAAGGGGGAGGAAAAACCCCCCACUUUUGUACACCCUAUGCAAGUAUUGGGCACUUCACAAAAAUAAGUUGUGUUACUAUCAAAAAGGACUUGCGAUCUGAAAGGCUGCCUUCCAGUGUAGAAGAUUGUGUAGGCAGUUCGUAAAGUUGAAGGCGCGCGAGUGAGUAUUCGGCUACUUGAACUACAACUCCUUUAUAUGUAAUAAAGUUUUACUAUGCUUGCUGGUCUUCAGGGUCGGCAAUGCUUAGUUGCUCUAGACACAGUAUGUCCAGCCAGAUUCUUACUCUUGUCCUUCUUAAGGAUUGGAAGCAUACAUUUCUCCUAAAUAAAACUGAGAGUGCAGGACUUAGCGGAGGGGGGAGAAUUCACAUUCUGGCAGCAGCAGGCAGCAUUAUUCUUUGAUACAUGACACAAUAAGUGAGCUUUUAUGUGGACACCACUUGUUUUCAUUGAAAUACUGCUAUUUCUUUCAACUUGCCUAUUUCUAAACCAAUGCAAUCUUUCAUUUGGCAGGCAAGAUGAUCAUGUCUUUUGAAAUGAAACUAGGCUGGGGCAAAGCUGUUCCUAUUCCUCCACAUCCUAUAUAUAUUCCCCCCUCCAUGAUGGAGCAUACUCUCCCGCCACCUCCUUCAGGCCUGCCAUUUAAUGCUCAGCCCAGAGAGAGGUUGAAGAACCCAAAUGCUCCAAUGUUGCCGCCGCCAAAAAACAAGGAGGAUUUUGAGAAGGUAAAAAGUUAACCAGGGCCAUACCUCAUCUUUAUAAAUGCUAAAUCUAUGGUAGUCUUUAAUAUUGUUUUUAUAGAAUUGUACUGUCCAGGUCUUAGCUAAAACUGAGUUGUUCCCUGCCUUAGCUUAAGAAGCCUCAUUUCAGAGGCAUUGCCUUGGUAUAUUUAUGCCACAGAACUGGGCCUUGUUUUUCAUUGCACUUUUAAAUCUGGCCGUCUUGGGGUUUUUUCCCCCUCCACGCUCCCUGGUUUUCCCCCCUCUUAUGUCCCCCUUUUUGUUAGCUGCCAGAUUUGCAUUAUCUAAAUUAUUUCAUUUUAAAAGGCUAAAUUUUAAAUCCAGGCAGAUAAAUUAACACUAAAACGAGCUCACAAUUAGUUUUUUUUUUAAAUGAAGAAAAUUAUUUCAGACAUUGAUUCAGUAGCUGAAGAGGGCAGGAUAUUUAAAAGGAUAUUAGUCUUUAGAACAUGGUAAGUAUAUCUUAAAACCAAGUGUAAGGUCACAAUGAUAUAAUAAGUUGUAAAGUUCUUUAGAGUUGGAAGGGUUGGGAACUAGAGGUCAGUGCAAAUGUAACACUCUUGUUUGAAUUGAGAGCUGGCUGCAAGGUUGUGUGCCCCAUCACUUUCUGAAGUGUAAAUUGGCCAUUGUUGGCCUUAACCAUGGCUAACAGUUGUGUUGGCAGUGUUGCUGGCUGUGAAUAAGGCUACCCAGGGAUCGCUCCCCCAAGCAGGAUCUGAAAUCAAAGGUCCAAGCUUGGAUUCUCAUCCUGGUUAAGUGAGAGUCCUGAUUAGCCUUAACUGUAGUCAGUAUUACUGCAGAUGUAAUGAUUAACUGUGGUUAAAGCCAAUGGUGCAGAUUGGAGAAGUCAGUCUUCAGAAAGGAGGGGAUGGAAAGGAGCACAUAGUCUCACAGCCUGAUUACUUAACCAUGCUUAAGUAAAUCAUAAGCUAUAGUUUGUGCAGGACCCAAGUAGCAAAUGGAAGGGAAAGAAGAUUUCUUUUUUUCUUUUUACAUUGGUCUUUCAUCUAGCAAGCCCCUUCAUAUGCAUGCAGUGGACUUGCCAGGGCAUAGUAAGGUUUUGAUUUUUCCACUUCCUUUAAAGCCUUUCCCCUAUUCUGUACUAGGAAACUGUUUCCAAAACGCAAGAGGCCUUUGGAAAUGGCUACUGAUGCAGUAGAGGGGAAUUGCUGUUAGGAAAAAGAAAAGCCCUGCUGUGUGCAUGGAUCCUGCCUGCUCCUCUAGAUUGCUGCCAUUGCCAGUAUAGUACCUAUUCAGUGCAUUGAUGUGCAUUCUCUCAGGAAUGUUCUAGUGCUUUGAAAUUCGUGAACCUUCAGUGGUUCGCUGCACACAGCCAUUUGCUCUUUAUGUAAAUCCGUAGUGUAUAACUUCGCAGCAGUGAUUGCCUGCAAAACUUGUGAUAGAUGUGUAGUAUUUUCAAUGCAUAUGUAUUUUUUUGCUUGUUACUUGUUAACAAUACUCACAUAUUCUAUGUUUAUUAUCUGAUGUGACUUCAUAUACAGACUCUGUCGCAAGCCAUAGUCAAAGUGGUUAUCCCAACAGAAAGGUACAUUUUUUUCUUUAUUAUUACUGAUCUAAAUAUAGCAAAUAUCCCCUUUUGGAAUUUUACAGAAAAAGUGUCAUGUUGAGGAAAGUUUUAGGCUUGACUGAGCAAUGGUUAUACCACCCAGGUUGGCAGUGAGAAUGUUGGGAUCUAUAUUAAAAUUGAGGUUUCAUUUAUUUUAACUAGUAUUUCAGUUCAGAAUGAUAAUUUAAACGGAUUAAAUAUGGGAUUAUUUUAGCAUGUGAAUGAAGACUGCUGUAUUUCAGUAAAAUUCUGAGUGGUGUAUAGAUUUGCCGAAUGACUGAUAGCUUAAUGGGGGAUAGCAGUAUAGUCUCUCUUAUCCAGAUAGCCUGAGAGUAUCCCAUAAGCAUUUACACAGCUAACCUGUGACCCUUUAGAUGUUGCUGGAUUACGAACACCCCAUCAGCCCCAGCCACCAUGGCAAGGGUAAGGAAUUAUGGCAGUUGUCCAACACCAUCUGCAGAGCUACAAGUUAGGCACUCUUGUUUAACUACACAGAUAACCAGAAAGAUAUAAAUGCUACUUACAUUAUCAGAAGGUUUAAUGGAGGAUAUAAAAUUGGGAUCAUUAGAAGAAUUUGGUUACUAAGGUUAGGAUAACUAUAUGUUCUUUUCUGUAAUGUUUCCUUAAAGGCUGUUUUGUUGCACUUGCCCCAAUUACGUUUUGUUUCCCCGAGUUAGGAGUGUCUAAACAUGGAAGAUAGCCACAUAGCCCAGAGAUUUGGCACCAAGGGUACAACUCAUGAUUAGUGCAGUGUAAGUGCUAGGCAUACCCUUGCUCAGCCAAGCACAAAAUUAUUCUCAAACAUUGUAACACAAACACUUGCUUUAAAAAAGAAAAGAAAAAGGAACACCAAAGAAUUCAAAUUCUCUUUGACAUUGGCCUUGGUGAGCAACACCAGCUGAACUGUCUGCGGCAGCGGGGGACCAGGAAAACAUCAUGGGAUGGAUUGGGAAAGUAUACAGUUUUUGACCAGACACUGGUACGAUCGGCUCCAAUUAAUGUGGUUUUAUUAUAACUGAAAAGACUUUUUUGUUGGCCAACUUAAUGUUUGAAAUUUUUAAACUAUCAUCCUUUCAUGCUACACUGUUUUUGUCAUGAACAUUCUCAGUACUUUUGUAGCAAGGCUGUAAGUUUUUGAGAGAGCAGUGAAGACAUCUUUUCCAUACAUAAAACACACAGUAUUAACGUAGAGGAGUUGCAGCUUCUGGUGUUGAGGAGUAGUAGUGCAAUGGGGGAUAGUUGAGAUGGGCCAAUAAAACGUGGUUGCAAACAUUUAGAUAGAUUUUUGUUGGCUAGCGUUUAAAUUAAUAUCUUUUAGAAAAAGCAGAGCUCCUAUUUUGCUCACUGCAGCAUUUCAGUCUGUGCCAUAGAAACUGUUCCUAUGUACAUCUAUAACUGUAUUUGAAAGUAUUAAUAGGAAGCAUUUUGAGCCUCCUACUAGAAAUUCUAUUGACAUAAUUUUGGUGAAACAGUUAAUGAACAUUUCCAGCAUAUGCUUUGAUCUACUGAGACUGCAACAUUUCUAGUAAAUUAGUUUUAUCUGUGAUGCUGUUCAGCGACCAAAAUGCAAGAGCAUCAGCUUUGAACAGUAAGAAGUGGUCAGAUUGUGGCUCAUCUUUAACAGCUUUGCCAUCCUGUCCUGUUGUUGCUCCUGAGUGUGAUGCAAAGUUUUCAGAGAUUGGAUGCUGCAGACCUCUUAUUCCUUGAUAAAGGGUUUGGUUUAAUUUUUUAAAAAACUUCAUUUGGAGCAUAAGGGACUGAUAUGCAGAAUCAACAUUAUGCGGGGGGACGUGGGACGUAAUACUUUCAAAUGUAUCAAAGGAAUGCAAAGAAGGGCAGGUUUGUGCUAAAGGAGAAGUGGCUUACCAUCAGGGCUUAUUGUGAAGCCUAGGCACCUCAGUUAAUAGCUUUUUAUAACUUGUGUGCCACUACUGAAUAUGCCCAAUUACUGUAAGUAAUGUGAUCCCAAAGGCUCUUAAAGGUCAAAACCAAAAAUGACUUCCUGCUAUUGGUAUUUUCAAAUACAGUUUGUACAUACUCAGAUUUUUUUCCACUUGAGACUUCCAGAAAACUGCAGUGAGCAAAAUGAUUACUAAGUUAUUUGGAAUGUGUGUUGAGCAGCGGUUCUUGGUUGAUCAUAGAAAGUUUUUAGGAUAAGACUUCUAGACUGCUUCUAGUAGUUAACAGCAUGUUUUAAUUGUAGUAAGAAUAGUCCUAAUAUUCAUGAAGGCAGGAACAGAUUUCCCUUUUUAAGUUGUCAAACAGAUGUGCAUUACUGUGAGUGAUUAAGAUUGGACAAAGUCCUAACGUGCAAUGAUAUGCACAUUGAAGAUCUAUGAAAAGCAUUAAGCAGAGUAUGACACUUAGGAAUAAUUGUAGUUUUAAAAUACUGAGACAUGCAUCUCGUUUAGUAGUCACAAACACCUUUUGAAUGUGGCAGGAAGCCAAUACUGCUUUGAUUUAAUGCAAAUAGCAUCUGUAGUAGGAUGAAAUUGGGGCUGCUGGGGGGGAAAUGUACUGCUUUUAUUCUAAUACAUAUUGUGAUAUCUGUCUUGGUAUACAACUGAGCAACCCAGGGAAGCCCUUUUCAUGUGCAAAUGAGCAUGCAUGCACCAUGGGUUUUUCAUGGAUUUGAUUGAUUUCUUUUUAAACUCCGGAAAGCUUAAACUGCAGUUUAUAGUGCAGCACAAACUACUGCUGUUCAGAAAAAUACUUCUUUUUUAAAAAACAAUACCCUGCCCCAUUGUGUAUGGAUCUCUUUGCUCUUCUCUGGAUUGUGGUCAAAGGCUUGUAUCUGAAGAUAAAUUAAUUGAAUGGAGUUUGAUGGAAGAAAAGUUUUCCGCUUUCUUCUACUGCAGCCACCUGUACCCCAUGAGAAGCCUCUCUGGAGGGUUGGGAUGGGGGAGCUCCUCAGCAAUUUUGGAUGUGGCCAAAGUUGGCCAACUCAGUUUGGGCUGGUUUCCCCCACCUCCUGUUUUGGCUAACUUCCCACUCCAUCUCUCGUUUUGGAGGAGGGCCCCUGGCUCUCCAGUCAAGCAUUUGUGGGAGCUCAGGUGGUUACAGGCAGACGAAGGGACAAUAAACUUUCUUUCCUUGACCUGUCUUAACUUAGGAUGUAAGCAAAUCGGAUAUAUUCCAAAAUUAAAAACUUUUCUUACUAUAUUGUAGUAGUUGAUUUUUACAUUUUUUUAAUGUUGACUUAAAUCCUUGAGUGCAAUUUGAAAUGGCUAAUGAUUGAAAAUUAUUGUUCAUGGUAGAGAAGUGAUUAGAACUUGUGGCUCAAUAAUUAUUAUUACUAAGCGGUAUGUUGUCACAGUUGACAGCUACCUUUUCAUGGAAUAAAUACUCGCCUGAAGAAAAGUGUUCUUCCUAGUGUCCUUUAAAGUAAAAUGAAAAUUGUAUCCUGGUGGCUUCUCAUCCAAGGAACCUGAUUAAGAUCAGGUUCUUAGGCACUCAACUUUCAGCAGUACUGAAGCAUAAGCUGCCAUACCGUUUCCUUCCGCCUCUGUUGUAUUUUGAUGGUUAGCAUUUGUGUGUGUAUGCACAACAUUUUAAAUUUUAAUUGAGCUUAAGCAAAAGAUUUUAUCAAACAAAAAGUUUAAUUUUGAGCAGAGUAUUCUCCUGCAGCACAAUUCUAUGCAUGUCGAAUCAGAAGGAGGCCCCAUUGAGUUCCAGUGGUCCUACUCCCUGAUACGUGUGCAUAGAAUUGCAUUAUUAUAUUUAGAAACACAGUUUUUAUUGCAUUAGUUCUGAUUCAGGCAAAAGUGAAGAACAAACUGGAAAAGAAUAUUGCAUUUCUCUUUCUAAUAUAAUUCAAUGAGCCACAGGACCUACUACUACUUUAUACUAGUUUUAUUUUUGCCCAUCAUGGUGUUCAGAACACUGCUCCAAAUUCUUAAUUUGUAUAAAUCUUCUUAACUGUGCAGCAAAAAUAAUCUUCUCCAUUUAUUAAUACCUUAGGUGGAGUGUAGUUUGUUUAGUGUUAGGUCUGAAUCAAUUUUUCUUUAACUGUGUUGUUGUUGUAGGAAUUUGCUUGCGCUGAUACAUCGAAUGAUAGAGUUUGUGGUGCGUGAAGGACCUAUGUUUGAAGCCAUGAUUAUGAACAGAGAAAUCAACAAUCCAAUGUUCAGGUGCUUAUUUUUCUAUUUAUGUUCAGUGAUGUCUUUGUCGCACGUACUGUCAUUGUUGCUUCAGUGCUGCUGUGUGCAGUUAUUCACAGACAUUUAUGCAAACCCUACUACUUUGUAGGCAUAGUUCUCACAAGCAGAAAAUGAGGUUUCAAGUAUUUGUGUGUAGUGCAUCUUUUCAGACACAAUUGACUAUAUUUCUUUAAAAAAAAUAAGUGACAGAAAAUAGGAAACUGACCUAACCUUUUCCUUGACAUGUCAGUCUUGUGUCUUCUUCUUCUUCUUCUCAUCAUCAUCAUCAUCAAAUUUGUAUACUGCCCCUAUACCUGUAGAAUCUCAGGGCAGUUCACAACAUAAAGUUCCAAUAUAAGAAUCACAAAAUCUCUCACUCCCGUUCUCUUAUUAUUGAAUAGUGUUUCAUGUGAAUAUUCACCUGCAGCCUGAAGUGGUACAGUGCAAAUACUGGUAUGCUACCAGAUCUGCUGCUUGUAAGAUCUAGGUCUUGAUGAUCUGAAUGUUGCAUAGAUCAAAGAAUGGUAGGGGUGUGGUAUAGUGGUAGAAACUAGGUUUUUUCUGGUGUUGAAAUGCUGCUUUUCUUAUGUUAGUGAUCUCAAUAGGGACAUGCUCUGAUUUCACACCCUCUGCUUUUUAUUUAGGUUUUUAUUUGAGAACCAGACUCCAGCCCAUGUAUACUACCGGUGGAAGCUUUAUUCAAUUCUACAGGUAAAAAUACUUUUAACUGCAACUUCUAAUAUUACCUGUGAUCGGCAUACUGGUUGCUUUGACCAUGGUUGUGUGUGUGUGGUUUUUUUAGGGUGAAUCACCAACCAAAUGGAGGACUGAAGACUUCCGUAUGUUUAAAAAUGGGUCAUUUUGGAGGCCACCUCCUUUAAAUCCAUAUCUCCAUGGGAUGUCAGAAGAACAAGAGCCUGAAGCAUUCGUAGAGGAACCUAGCAAGAAGGGUGCACUUAAGGAGGAGUAAGCAUCUUUAAAGAACCUAAUAUGUCAUCUUUUCACAUAGACAAGUGAUAGCUCAUCUGCACUAUUCCAAUGUGUAGAGAUAGGAGCCUACACAGAAAUUCCAGUAUGUGGAAGAGCUGGCCAACUUUUUUGAAAGCAUCCUAACACAAAGUUUCUUAGAAGUAACUAAUUUCUAAACAUCCAUGUUUCCCCUCCUGUUGAGUAUGGGUGAAAAUGAUAAACUACUACUAAAAUUCUCUCGUCUCAGUAAAAAAAUGUAUUGCAGAUUGUUCUCAGUUACUUUGACUCUGAAAUAGAAUGUUCAAUAAGGCUCAUUUAUAAAUAUACAGAAAAGGUGUUGCUAAGUUUUCUAAAAAUUUGAAACUGGAAUUUUAGACAGAGGGACAAGUUAGAGGAAAUCCUGCGUGGGUUAACACCGCGUAAGAAUGAUAUUGGAGAUGCAAUGGUUUUCUGUCUUAAUAAUGCUGAAGCUGCUGAAGAAAUUGUAGACUGCAUUGCUGAGUCACUAUCCAUCUUGAAGACUCCACUUCCUAAAAAGGUAUGGUUGAUUUCUCAACAGUUUUUAUGUUUUAUGUGUAAAUUUGUGCAUUGUUGAUUGGCUGCAAAGCAAUCAGUAUCUAUGUAUAUAGUAAUAACCAACUAUGAAAGAUGCUUUUUGCUUAAUUAAAAUUGUCUUCUGCCCUAGUUGUAAAGCUUUGUAAUAGUCACAUGUUCCUUUUGUGUUUUUCCUCUUUGAUUAAAAAUAAAUUGCACAGGUAUUUGCCUUUUGCAGAUUGUGCCAACUGUUCAUAACCCCCCCCCCCAGAAGUUGGACAUUGAGUAUUUUGGUGCUGAACUUUGGAUAGUUUGGCAUUUUGUAGCAGGAGUUUAUAUCGUGCACAUUUGAACAGGCUUUAUUUAUUUAUUUUUUAAAAACUGGUAUGCUAUUCUCUUAAAAUGGCAAUUUCAACUGGAUUUUCAAAGUUAUUUGUGGAACAGUAAUAUUGGUAACACUUCUAAAUUUUUUUUGCAGAUUGCAAGAUUAUAUUUGGUGUCGGAUGUGUUGUACAAUUCUUCUGCAAAGGUUGCCAAUGCUUCAUAUUACAGAAAAUUGUAAGUAUCAACAUUUUAAACUUUCAAGAAAAGUCAAAAACCUUUGUAGAUUUUGAAUUUUGCAUGUGCUACCUUGUAGUACAGUCUGGCACCUUGACAAAUCUGUAGGAGUACCAAUCUUUAAAAAAAUAUUUACACUUGGAUCAAUUUGGAGCCAACUUAAAAUUGUGUAACUUUCCUCUGUAGCAUGCACUCAUUGUUAAACUAGGAUAAUUUCUCUCUCUGUAUGUGUGAAUACAGUCAUACUUCAUGUUACGGACUCUUCAGGUUACGUGUUUUUGGGUUACGGACCGUGGGAAACCGGGAAGUACCGGAACGGGUUACUUCUGGGUUUCACCACAUGCACAGAAACGCUAAAUCGUGCUUUGCGCAUGCACAGAAGUGCUGAAUCGUGCCUGCGCAGACGCGGCGCUUCAGGAUGCGAACGCUGCGGGUUGCAGACGUGCCUCUGUCACAGAUUACGUCUGCAACCCGAGGUUCCACUGUAUAUACAUGUGCUAGGUGUCUUGAAAGGCUGGGUUUAUAGCAAUAAAUUUAUAGCAAUAAAUUUUGACAAAUUGUAGUAACCUUUCUAAAGGUUUUAUUCGUGAAGCUAAUUUUAGACCUAUUCCUAAAUGGGUGUGCUUAGGGCCUCUUCUGUAUAAUUAGAAAUUUGGGCGCACAUUUUUGUAGCUUAGAUGCAAGUUGAAUGACUUUCGCUGUGGCUUACUCAGUAAUGCAGACUGUAAUAUAUGAAAAUGUUGUUUCAGUUUUGAGACAAAACUUUGCCAGAUAUACUCUGAUCUGAAUGCUACAUACCGAACAAUACAAGGCCAUUUACAGUCUGAAAACUUUAAGGUAUGUGUAUGAUUAUUUAUUGAAUUUGUUUACUUCCAUGCAGUGAGCAGUUUCAGGGUGAAAACAGCCGUCCGUUGCAACUUAAAAGACUAACCAAUUUAUUAUCAUGCAAGCUUUUGUGGAUCAUAGACCACUUCAGCAGAUGAAUGAAGUGUAGCUGUGAAUUGGCAAGCAUAUAUAUGCAUGAUGGGGGCAGGGCAACAGAGAGAAGAGAUGGGAAAUGUAGAGAACUGAUUCAGAGGGAAAUGAAGAACGAAACCACCACUAGCAGAUAGUGAUAUUUAUCUAAAAGCAGAUUAGCUGCCGUGACCAAUUUAACAAGGCCAUAACACACACAUCUUGCUAUUGGUAAGCUAGUUAAUUCAAGUAGUGUGGAACAAUAAUAUCAGUUCUUGCCACAGGUGAUACAAUUUAUCAAGUGUUUCAAUUCAGUGGUAUCCCAUGGAACUUUCUCUUAGAAGUUUAUUUUUUAUUUCCAAUAUUUAUAUAUCACCUAACAACAAAAGUCCUCUGGGUGAUUUACAAGUAAAAAUUAAAAGCAUAAAAUAUGAUAGGAAACUAACAUCUUAACACACAGUAAAACCAGCCACGGAGAAUGACAUCAGUACAACAAAUAGAAAGUAAUAAUAAUAAUAAUAAUAAUAAUAAUAAUAAUAAUAAUACUUAUGACUGAAAAUGUCACCUGGCACCUUAAAAGACAGACCUCUCUGAGGGUGCCAACACUGGAAAGUCCCUCUCUAGUAGCCAACCUCAUUUGUUCCUUUAUUGACAUAAAAAAUGAAAUUAUAAAUAUAUAAUGUAAAUAAUAUAAAACAGCAAACAAAAUAGUGUUGUAAAAAUAUAAGUGUUAAAUAAAAGCUGUUCUGCUUGGUGCCAAAAAAUAAUUAGUGCAAGCCUCUCUGGGGAGAAAAUUGCAUUAGGAACCUGCCCUUCAAUAAAUAUACAACCUUUCAUGUCAGAAACAAAUGACUUUGUUUUUCACCAAAGCAAAGUUUGUGUAUAGUUUGCUGUGAAAAUAAAAUCCCAAUUAAAUAUAAAUAGUGCAGUCUACACUCCAUUGCAGUCUGCACCAAAUAUAUUGGUUUUUAUUGGCUGUACCUAAGUCAUACUUGGAGUAGACCCAUUGAAAUCAGUUGACUCAAGUUAGUACUUAACAAGGAUUUCCGUGGGUCUGCUUUGAGUAUGACUUUGCUGGAUGUCCCCCAAGUUUACUAAACACAUCAAAACCGAUAUGAACAUUCUGUGACGGGUGCAGUGCUAAUUAGAUAGGUGGCGUUGUGCUUUGUGUAAUGUUCUUAAAGUACUUCUCAAUACAAAUGACUAGCAUUGUUUACUACUUUUAGCAACGGGUAAUGACAUGCUUCAGAGCAUGGGAAGACUGGGCGAUUUAUCCAGAACCAUUUUUGAUCAAACUGCAGAAUAUUUUCUUGGGGCUUGUAAAUAUUAUUGAAGAAAAGGAAGUGGAGGUAAGUGUGAGAUAAGACCAUUAUUGGUACUAUUCGUUUGGAAGCAAACAAGAGAAUCUGAAGCCUUACAGGUAAGGAAAUCAUAGCAGAGGUUUGUAGCUGGACUCUAGGGCAUGAAGGCUUCUCUUGGUUCCCAAAUGAAUCUUUCCUUUCAUUUGAAGUUGCAUAAACACAGUUUUCCCCUAAUGUGAAUGUUAACAUUGUCCAUACCUUUGCCUUUGAACUAGCUCAUUUACCAGUUACGUAUUGGAAAUUACUUGGAACCUGAAGCACGUGCAUUGCCUCUUUAUCAGUAUUCAGGUGUGUGUUUGUGAGUGAGAGAGAAUUUUAAAAUACCUGAAUGCUUGAGACCAGCCUCCAUCUCUUCCAUAUUAUGUGGUUAGAGUUGGAAUUAACGGAUUAAAAUACAUGUUGUCUAUUAGGGCAUUUGUCUCAAGAAGCUGGAAUGUGUCUAAAAAGUUGUUAGAGCCAAGAAUUUCUAACCUGUGGCUAAUUCCUCACAGGUGCAAGGAGAAGCAGUUUUGAGAAACGUAUAGUUGUUGAGAGUUGGUUGGUUUUGUAAUUAGAGCAGAAGAUACAAACAACUUAGGGCCUGGUUCGCACAGAGAGUUGUUCUUGUCUUACGGCUCAUGGUUUGUUUGGAGAGAAGCAAAUGAGCCUAAGUUUGACAAGAAGUCACAGUACAGUUUGUCUCUUCGCCUGUACAGUAGCAGUGAGGAAGGAGCAAAAUGCCCAUAGUUUCAGCAGCAUGUGUAAAGCAUAGUUUAUUUUAAGUACUAUUUCAUGUGAAGUGCAGGCCAGGCCAAAAUUAUUGGGUUAUCCAAACCAUAAAUAUGUACCACUCACGCCAGAUGUCUUUUGUGAAGUAAUUCAAGAAAGUAAGCAGGAGAGAUUACAUCUUUUGUAUAUAGACUUACUGCAGUGUAAACAAUAAAUGAACUACAUGAAUAUGGGAACUCCGCUAUCUAUUACCUGGUUUCUGAAGGGAAACUUGGAAAGUGUUUGCAUGUGCUGAACUCUUUUAUAUUAUUAAACACAAACAUUGGUGUCCCCUCCCCCCCUCCCCCCAAGAAAUUGUGCAUCUACUACAUUUAUGGACCCUGAGGAAAAUGUAUUAUAUCUCUAACCAGGGUCUUACUUCUGGCAUCUUCAUGUAUUGUGUGAAUGGUAAACUGCUUUGCAUACUUGACAGAGGUCUUUAAUGUGUCAAGUAAAUCCAGAAACUUCCUAUGUGUUCAGUUGUACAACAAACUGUGAUGCUAGCAUACUAGUGGUGCUAGUAGCACCCAGAUGUGGAAAACAGUAUGCGCAGGUUGAAAGACUGGGGGAAUCAGACAUAUUGUGCAGAUGCCCAUGUCACAUUGUAUAUCGGGUGCACACACUUCAGCCCACAAGGAAAAGUGCUGGAUUUGUGAAUUGCCCCAUAAUAGGAGGUGAACCUAAUAGCUCUGCACAUUUUUGUGAACUAAAUGCAUAAAAUGUAUCAAAUGAAGCUGUAACAACUUGAGGAAAACACUGUGCAUAUAAAACUUACAUUUGGUUUACAGGAAGUACCCGAUGAUCUCGAUGGAGCUCCCAUUGAGGAAGAGCUUGAUGGUGCUCCUCUAGAAGAUGUGGAUGGAAUUCCUAUUGAUGUUGCUCCAAUUGAUGAUCUUGAUGGAGUCCCUAUUAAGACGCUUGAUGAUGACCUUGAUGGUGUUCCCUGUAAGGAAUACUAGAUUUAGUGUACUUAGAAGCCUGCACUUUCUCACUGCAAAACGCACGUUUAAUUGAGGCCCCAUUUUUUCUGGUACUUCGGCGUUUAAAAUGCAGUGUUGCUGAGAUUUGAGAACAGGUGUUUUUAUUAGAUAUUUGGCUUCCAUAGAAUAAUAGUAGAAAAAUGGAAGAUGUGAGGUCUGUUGGUUAUUACUAUUCUGUCCAUGUUCAAUCAUAUAUAAGCAAGAUCUGUAUUUUCAUUACCUUGUUAGGCUAUAAAUCAACUUGGGGCAGAAACCCUUUUAUUACAGGUUUAUCUUGAAUGCCUCCUAAAAUUGAUAGCUCCAGUGCAAAAUGAUAACAUAGCAGAAAGACUACAGCGACUCCUUUGCACAGGAUAGCUCAAAUGUUCCUAGAUCCCACAGAGCUUUAGAUCAGGCCUCUCAUAAUUUGUGCUCAGAUUCUGGAAUUUAGAGGGGCUUGAGUGCAUGUCUCCCAGAAUUAUGAUCUCUGUCUAUGUCUUGGUCUUCUCCCUGACAUACAAGUUUCCAUAUGCAGUAGGCUUUUAUGUGAAGUGAAUCCUCUGCCUUUACUUUAAAAUGGCAUGGGCCUUAGAAGAUUGCGUUAUGGGCCCUUCCUGAAUAUUCAGGUCUGCCAUUCUAAAAGCACAAGGUCAUAGAUCCCAUUGGUGGGAUGCUUCUGAGUAAACAUGCAGAGACUUGCUCUGCACGUAAUCUUUUACUUGCAGCAACGUAUGCUGAAGCCUGCACCUUUUAAAAUAGCUUAUCUUUUUCAAGUGCCUGAUAUAAGAGAGAGCAUACUAAGCUGGACUACUUUGGAAUGUUGGUCAUUGCUAUAAUCUUUUAUUCAACAGUGGAUGCUUCUGAAGAGUCUAAAAAAAAUGAGCCAAUUUUCAAAGUUGCCCCUUCAAAGUGGGAAGCAGUAGAUGAAGCUGCACUUGAAGCUCAAGGUUAGUGUCAUAUCUAGCUUCUGCCACUUUCGUUACGUACAUUUCAGUUAAAUGGGUUUUAGUUCAGCAUUUCUUGCUAAAUAUUAAUGAAGCAAUACUUUAAAUUCACUAGCAGACAUCACAAGUGCUGCUCUUAUUCUGGAACAGUGCCAUUAAAUAAAAAAGUUAGAAUUUAACUGCUAUGCAGCAUAGCUACAAAUACCUUUUUAAAAAAUAAGAUUUAUAUAAUUUUAUGUAACACUGGCCAAGUGCAAAUGCUAUCCUUAGAUUAUUCAGAAGGAAAGGAGCUGGCUUCCUCCCGAUGGCCCUAACAGUCUUUCAGGCAAAAUCUUUAGCCCAACUUCUAUAUGGCUCUCAAAUUAGCCCCUCUGCCAACCUUAAGACCCUUGAAACAGUACAAUCUAAAUUCUUAAGAUCAUUAUUUGCUACCCCUAAGUGUACACCUAAUGCAGUCUUAAGGCAAGAGGCAGGACUGCCCAGAGUGGAAUUAAAAGUCUGGGAACAAGCAAUAUCCCUCUGGUUGAAAAUCCAUUACAAUCCUAAGGGUCUAUUACCUUGCUUCCUGGCCGCAGUUCCCUAUCCUCCUUGGCUUAUGCAAAUAACUAACAAGAUCAAACAAAUUGGCCUAAACCCUGAAAAUAUUUUUAUUGGAACUCUGAACAAGGCAAAAGCUACUAUUACUCGGAGACUUUAUGAUAUCGAAUUACAACAAGAAGGCGCCCUACUCCCAGAGACGUAUAGAUGUUUAAAAGCUUGGCCUAACUUUACAGCUGCCCCUUACUUAACCAACAUCACUAGCGAAGCCUAUAGAUGGGCUUUCUCAAGAGCCCGCGUUGAGACAAAGCCCACAGCAGUGCUGUACCGCAAAUUCACGCGGGUUCCAAUGCAUGCGCGUCUCUGCCCUUGUAUGUCUAAUAAGGUAGAAUCUGUCACACACAUUCUUCUAUCUUGCGAAUUCUAUAGUGAAGAACGAGCUCAACUUAUUUUACCGCUUCUAUCAAAAUUUAUACCCCUUCAAUAUUAUUUGGAAUCCUCCCUGAAAUUCUUCGAAAAUACCUCCUGGAAGAUUCCUCAAGCUCAGUAUCAUAUGAGGUGGCUAAAUUUUGCACUUUAGUAAUUAAGAAACGUAAAUCUCUUCUGUCGAAUGGCACACUGCGAAGUUCCCUUGUGUAACCUUUUUUCUUUUCUGAAGUUGUUGCUGAUUUCUUGUUGUCUGAUCUUGGGAUGUUUAGUGUCACUGGCUUUGGCCGCAAUAAACUUGAAACUUGAAGGUAACACUGGCCAAUGUUUUUGCAUUCCCCCCCCUUACUAGCGGUAACAACAUCUAAAUGGGAGCUUUUUGACCAGCAUGAGGAAUCUGAAGAGGAAGAAAAUCAGAAGUAAGAAUUAAGGUGUUCUGUAUGUCUUUUCUCCCCCGUUUCCCAUGGCCACUCUGAUCCUAAACAUAUUACACAAUAACAAGGAUCAUUUCAAACAUGCUAUGGGGGUGUGAAAUGUCUAUGCUUCUGGAGUCUCAUAUUAGGGAAGAGAUAAGCCUCCCAUGGAUAAAUACAAAAGUUGUAACCUCAUCCAUUAAUGCACAUGUUUCCUUUAAUUACUGGACUCUGGUAGCAUAUUAGACCAAAGAGCUGUCUAUUCCUGCUUCCACGCCCAGUGAAAAUCUGUUCAAUGCCCCAUGUGAGUUAGGCUCUGUGGAGUUAUUUUAGAAAGUAAUGGUAAAAUCUCUUCUCCAUUAGUAUCUCAGAUAUAAAUGAUGUGGGUGCCAAAACAGCCUAGAGAAAAGGCAAGAGUGGAUUCCUAGAUAUGUGGGAGAUCCUUCAGGUUUUAUGGGAAAACAUUAAAAAAAGAUAUGUGGCUUCUAUCCCAAACUGAAUCUGACUGAUUCAGGUCCAUCUGAGAUUUGCCUGAAGUGGGUUGAGGCAGCCCCGGGUUGGGUUCAACAAAGGGGAGGACAAAAGGAAUGGGUUUUAAACCCUAAUUAAAUAUAUGGUUGGGUUGGGGCAGAAGUAGAUGCAAGCAAAGACUCUUGCCUGCCCUCCUCCCUCCCAUGGCUGCUGGCUGCAUGUUUAAUUAAGGUUUUAAACCCUACAUAUACAUAGGGCUAUGUGAGGCCCCUAUUUGGAUUUGGGGUCAGAUUGGGCCCAAAUGAUGCCCCAAACUGGCUCAGAGGGAGCUGAAGCGGCACUCUCUCAGUAGUUGGAUGCAUGGAGCCAAAUUGGGGCACAUGGUCUUCUUGUUGAAUCCAGACACAUCCUGGCUCAAAGAGAGGUGCUGCACUGGCUUUCCAUAGAUCUGGGCAUCCUCAUCAAUGAAGCACUCCAUGCAUUGUUGGAUCAGUCACUGUUGAUUCAUUGCUGGGUCAGUAACGGGGAAAUCAGAUGCACAUUUGCACUGCUUUGGUUUCACGCUGAGAUGUGUAUCCCCUCCCAUAGUUACUUUGAAACCAAUCCAGCAAUGAUAUACUGCAGCCACACUUCAUUGUGCUCUAUUAUACCUGUGUUAUAUUUCCUGUUCCUGGUCAAGCAAGUGACAUUUAUAUGGAAGGCUGCUUCUGCUUGUGAAAGCGUGAAUGAAGGGUUGAAAGGAAGCGUAAACAGAUAUAACCCAUCCUCCCCGUUUUCCCUGUGCUGUUCUUCUCCUCAGUAAUUUUUCUUUGCAGUCCACGCCUAGUAUUUUAAAUAAAAAGGAUAUUGUAUAAUAAUAGUAAGAGGAUGUUACAGAACAAAAAUAGAAGCAAAGUAUGCUGGCACAUGUAUCUGUGCUUGACUUUAUGUAAUGACAAAAUGCUCUGUUGGAAAAUGAUAAACAGCAGAUUUCCCCCAGAGAGAAUUAAUUCCUGUACUUCCAUUUUUUUAAAAAGCCAAGAGGAAGAAAGUGAAGAUGAAGAGGACACCCAGAGUUCUAAAUCUGAGGAGCAUCACAUGUACUCCAAUCCAAUCAGAGAAGAAAUGUCAGAUUCAAAAUCUUCAAGCAAAUACUCAGAAAUGAGUGAGGAAAAGCGUGCCAAACUCAGAGAAAUUGAGGUGUGUGAGAAAAACAUGGAUAAAAUUUAUUUUUAUACUCUGACAUAAUUGAUCAAGCAUAAAAAUAAUCAGUUUCCCUGUUUUCAAAUAUUUCACUUGGAUUUCAGGAGUGCUAAUCAAAUUUUAUCAUAUUUAAGAAUUACUUGUAUUUGUACUAUGUAUGUGAGGCUGGCACUGGGUCUUAAUAGUUUUAUUAUUGAGAGAUGUAACAUAAGGGAAACAUAGGUACAAACUGGAGGACCCUCCUGGGCAAAUUUUGGGGGAAUGUGAUGGGAGAAGAGGAAAAAGUUAAAUUGCACAAGCAAAAAACUAUUACACAGUUCAGUGGACAUAAUUAGGGCAUUAUUCAAUCAUAGCAAGUGUUGGGAAAUAAAUAGGGGAGGGCAGAAGAGGCAACAAUUGAGCCAUACACAUGAGAAGCCUUGAACAUUUUGAACUUUGAAGCCCAUAAUGUACUGAGCAAGUAUAUUUCUAAGCUACUUAUUUUGCAUAAUUAUUGGAGCCUAUGCACUUUAUUCAGUCUUGAUUUAAGGAUGAUAUUUGAUCUCUUCUCAAUUGUUAGAAGAGAGUGGUGCUUUUAUUUUUGAAUUUCUAAAGCACUUAUUGCAUUCCUAGAAUGUAGGAAGAACUGUUGGGUAAAAGUGUAUUCUAGUCAUAACUACUUGGAAAGUCUAGGGUGCCCUCUGCUGGUGAGAAGAGUAUAACUGUAUUGCAAAAUGAGAUUGGUCCUUUAGGAUUAAUGGAUUCUUAUUCAUGGAUGCUUAUUUUAAGGAUCCCUUUUCUAAAUAUGAUCUCAAAUAUUAGGAAUAGUAAUGCCCAAUGAAAGUCAAUACAUUGGGGUAUAAUAAUCUCUAAAUUUAUUGUAUGAUCUCCAUUAAGGUUUUAAGCUGCAUUCCUACUUGAGAGCGAGGAACUCUGCAUUAAUUUUCCUUUCAUUUUUUGAGAUUUAGCAGUUGUGUUGAGAUGUAAUGCUUAACCAUUGUUAAGCGUUAUGUGAAUGAGCCCCUUUCUUUUUUUCUCCUCCUGUGUGGUUGCUUUCAAUUAAUCACAGUUCAGGUUUACCUGUGGUUUAGGGUUCAGGCAUAAUCUUAAAUGAGACCCACUACCUGCCAGUGUAGACAGUACUAAGUUAGAUGACCAGUGGGCUGACUUGAUAUAAGGUCGCUUCCUGUGUUCCUAAUUUGGCUUGUUUCAGUGGUAAAAGCUAACAGCAGUUUGUCCCGGGAUAAUGCUAAACUGCAAUUGGUUAAAUAAAAGCAAGAAUUUCAGAUCUUGUCAUGACUGUGGAGGAGAGUGUACAAACCCAAGGCUUAUUCAUGUAAUGCCAAGUCAUAAUUUUCCUUUUAUCGAACCUGAUGAAGAGACCAACUCCAGAGUCUUUCAGCCUCGCUGAUAAUCUGAGGCGUGUGGUGGGAUUUUAUUAUUUAUUAAACAGAAUUUGUAUACUGCUUAAUGAUAAAUAAAACUUCUAAGUGAUGUACAAAGAAUAUAAAAUAUACAUUAAAAUGGUCAAGGCUUUAAAGGAUCAAAACAUAAAGUCAGUUUAAAUUUCAUUAUAAACUAAAGGUACAUAUUAAAAUACAUGCCAGCUUUACAUGUAUUUUACUAUCGUAAUUGCACCAAUUAAUUGUUUUGAGAACUCGCCACUGAGGAGAAAUUUAUGUGAAUGUAUCUAAACCAUGUACCCUAGGGCUAAAACGAAGUAAAUAAAAAGCCUAAUCCAAAUGUGUAUGUUGUAACUUUGCCAAACUUGCAAGUAACUCUAGUUGCGUGUGUAUUUUCACAGCUGAAGGUAAUGAAGUUUCAAGAUGAGUUGGAAUCUGGAAAAAGACCCAAGAAGCCAGGCCAGAGUUUUUCAGAACAGGUCGAACACUACCGUGACAAACUGCUCCAGAGGGUAAGUAGUGCUACUGUUCUGGAUUUUUUAAUUUAGUUUAGAUACAGAUUUCUAUUACUGGAACCUGUUUUGAGUAUAAUUCUAAGUUACUGCUUAGCAUGAUAUGCACAAGCAGCAGCAUAUCUCAGGCUCAAAUCCACUUGCAGUCUGGAUCCAACCCAUUGAAUGGUACUGGCCUCACGUUACACUUGGCAAUCUUAAAUAAGAAUAGUUUUGGAGCAGUUAAUAGUUUGCCUGUUUAGUGUUUUAGACUUAUCCAGAUAGAUUAUUUGAUCUGUAUAAGUGCAUGAUAUCUAAAGUCAUUUCUGUGGGUGAUAGGUGCUUUGUGGUAGGCCUGCAUUUAAAAUUGAAUAUGAGCAUACAGAAACUGACACAAGGCUUUAUUACCUUUUUAAGCAUAUUAAAGUGAUAGGCUUGUGUAAACUAGACAAAAUAAUAAAUAGCUUGGAAUUUACUGCCCUGCAAUAACUUCAUGAUAUGUGUUGUUACUGUAUCUAUUUUUAAAGCGAUUUAGCAUCAAAACCUCAAUUUUAAGGUUGCCACGCUUAAUGAUUACAUUGCCACAUAUAACGGGCACAUUUAGCUCGAUACAUUUUUUUAGAAGUUAAGUGCCGAAGGUUUUGUAGCUUUGAGCUAAAGUUGUUUGAGAAUCCAAAAGAAUGCGAUUAAGAAGAAAAAGAUGUUUCCGAACUUGUUUUAAAAGUGGCUACUUGAUUUUGUUCUUGUAAAUGUUUGUACAGCAACGACUGUUGGUUAGUAGUAGAGCAUAUACAGAAGAUCCCAGGUUUGUUCUCAUAUAUCUAGGUAGCGCCGGGAAUAGCAUUUCUCUGAAACACAGGUGAAUCAUUGCCAGUCAGGGUAGAUAGACAGCAUUCAGCUAAAUGGAUCAGUGAUCUAAUGUGGAGUCAUAGGAAGCUGCUUUAGACUGUUUCUUGUUCCCUCAAUGUCAAGCUUUGGCUCUGUUUUGUAGGGCGUAAAAUGAAUUAACAUAUACAUCUUGCUGUAUGAUAAAUUCUGAAUUCUCUGAAGUGCCCAAUUACUUUUAAUCUAGGAAAAGGAAAAGGAGCUGGAGAGGGAAAGGGAAAGAGACAAGAAGGACAAAGAGAAAUCUGAAUCCAGAUCAAAAGAGAAGAAAGAGAAAGAAGAAUGUACACCAACAAGAAAAGACAGGUAUAUAAUUUAAGAAGACUAGAUAGAAUGCAGCCUGUGCAAUGAGUUUUUCCCUUCUUCUCCGCCUGCAUGCCCCCAAAAUUAGGUCCAGGGGCUCCUCCAACCCUUCAGAGCCAAUUUUGAGGGGGUGGGCUACAGGGGAAAGGAAGGAAAGGUACAUUGCGCAAGCAGAAGUCUCUUGCUCCAGCAGAGCAGAAACUUUGGGGGCCACUCUGUUUUUGAAUUGUUUUUCUGGUCACCUAAAUUUGAGUGUCUGAAUUUGAAAAUAAUACUUUCAGUGGGAUGUGAGUUAUCAUUUGUGUGUGCGUGUGUGAAGAUAGUAUUGCUUUUGCAACCUUGCCAUUGUUUACCCUGCAAUUUCACAAUCAAGGAUCUUGGCAUUUAGAAGAAAAUUAUCAUCCAGUCAACUGAAAACAGUGACGAUAAAUAUGUACAGCCAUUUUAAAAGGAACAUUUAAAGCAAUUGUUGCUAUUUUAAAUGUUAAGCAUGUCAGGAUAAAACAGCAAACAAGGGUGCACACGUUACAAUAUCUGAAGAACAAGGCUAUAGCUUAAAACAUUGGUGGGGAAUCAGUAGGCUGUGGGCCUAUUUUGGCCCAGCAGGUGGCCUAAUUUAACCUGCAAGGUUGUUUUCCCACAAGCCAUGCACACAACCUGUAUGAUGUCAGGUGUAGGGCAGCUAAAGGCGUGGCUGCAAAGAAAUAAUCAGGAAGGCUUUAAAUGCUGUUUGGCACAGACUUCAGACCCUGCUGGAUUAGCUACACCUUCGAGUUGCCAAUCAGGAACACUAGAGUAAAGCUUAUCCCUGCCAAAAGCAAAUCUUGAAUACAAUGCCAUUCAGUACUGGGAACUGGAGUGUAUUCAAUCCCAGCAGGGCUUGUAGUCACUGCUGAUUAAUUCAAAUAUUAAUCGUUACUGAUAAGCAUCUGAAAUAAAUUUUACCAUAGGUUUUCGGACAAUCAGUUGCAGUUGUGUUUUUUUAAGGCAGUAUAAUUAAGUCCCAAGUUUUAUUUAACCAUGCAGUUUUGAUGGGCAGCCUGAUUGCCGCUGUAACUCCUAUUGAUCUGGAAAUGUGCAUAAAGAGAUUUUGAAUAUUUAUGCAUUUAAUGUUCUGAAAGCAAUGUCAAACUGCUUUAGUAUAUUUGGUGAGGUGAUGGGUAUCUUUGUAGGUGCUCAUAAUUUCUUUUUUUUUUAAAAAAAGGAAAAGGCGACACAGCACGUCACCCAGCCCGUCCCGCAGCUGUGGAAGCAGGCGAGCAAAAUCACCGUCGCCAAAAUCGGAACGCUCAGAACGAUCUGAAAGAUCCCACAAAGAAAGCUCACGCUCCAGGUCAUCUCACAAGGAUUCUCCCAGAGAUGCCAGUAAAAAAGCUAAAAGGUAACGCUGUUCAUUUCUGGAAAUCCAUUUUUGUUCAGUGUGACUCAGCAGCUAAGCCAUCAUUUGGCUUGGCCUGUUGUCUGAACCCGGAAUCAUCCUUUGAAUAAAUAAAUAGAAACAGUUGUCUUUGUGUAAUAUUGUGGAGUUACAAAAUUCUUGGGUGACACAUAUGCAGUAAAAAGGUACAGGUAGUAUUUUCUUGUCCACUUUUAUACAUACAUGUUACAGGAUAGAAUUAAUCUGUUUGGGGAAGAGUGCAUCAGAUCCAGCAUGGUUCUGAACUACUCUAAGAAUGGGGUUGAUCUUGGCUGGCAGAAGCCAAAUAAACAAUCUAUUGACAUUAAUACAAUUUAUUUUUAGGUCGCCGUCUGGCUCAAGGACACCCAAAAGAUCAAGGAGGUCGCGAUCCAGGUCACCUAAAAAGUCAGGAAAAAAAUCCAGAUCUCAAUCCCGCUCUCCACACAGAUCCCACAAGAAGUCGAAGAAGAGCAAACACUGA